Molecule: messenger RNA, 730 nt
Organism: Nanorana parkeri
Lineage: Eukaryota; Metazoa; Chordata; Amphibia; Anura; Dicroglossidae
Gene: TMEM278
Product: transmembrane protein 88B
Exons: 2
Coding region: 65-604 (179 amino acids)
Cellular component (GO): plasma membrane
Molecular function (GO): PDZ domain binding
Source: RefSeq, a predicted model, not a curated record
UAACACUUUCACUGAAGAGUUCCACAGCCCUGCCUGGACGAGUUCAAGAAUUGUACAUCUGAAAAUGUCUGACCAAGAGAUUGAGGACUUUGAUGUGGACAAUAUGUCGGACAGUUCUCGAAUGAUCCCAAGCCUCCCUCCAUACAAUAUGGAUGACCAGCUCCUGCCCAUGGAGUCCCGGAGCAGGUGGGGUUGCUGGAUUUGGACAGCGUUCGUCUCUGGGGCUAACUUUUUUGCAUUUUUAGUUAACUCCCUGGUCUUGGCGAUCAUAUUCACCAUUGUCUUGACUCCAACUAUCGUGGUGGUCUAUUUUGGAUUUAAAUGCCACUCAAGGGUUCUUCACUCAGAUGCCUCGUACUGCAAAACCCUUCUAGACGACAACAGCUCCUCCGCUCUCAUAAUCCUGGGUUUCGUCAUGAUGUCCCCUCUCAUUGUCCUGGCAAUGGCAGUCUACUGUGGUCUGGCACGUCGCUUACGUCUCUUCAUGCUCUUUCAGCCUUACACACGAGCUCUCUACAAAGGGGUGCGAUGGAGGUGGUAUGACGAGGGGGGUAUAUGUAGCUGUGUCAGGGAAUGGAAUAAUCAUGUGAAGGCCUGGGUAUAGCUAUUUGUGAGACCGUUCCUAGGAGCUUUUGUUUAACAGCCAUGCAGAAGUGCCAUCACGAGCUACAUCCUUAAUUAAACACCGUCAAAUGAACUUGAGUCUGCCGGCAUCCCAGUUAAUACAUCU